CUCACUGUCUACCUUUUCAAGCAGCUUCUCACUUCAGAUUAUUAUUUCAUCACGAAUCCUCUCACUGUCGCAUACGAGGUGGCUGUACAAGUCAAAUACUCCUCAAUCCCUGCUCCUGCGGCACAGCUGUGCCCUAAAAUAGAUGGGCAGAAUUCAAGCUUCUGCGACAUAGCCCUGACGAUGCUUGCUCACAUGACGCUUGCAACUGAUUGAUGAUAGAACAGUGAAUUAUAUCGGGCUCACUUGAGCAUUCACUCUCAACGCGUCGGACGGCCGACACCAGACGUGUACAUAAACAUCCCACGCUGUCAACACUGUCUCUCGAAUGGAUUACUUCAAUUCACACUACGCCAGCCUUCAAAUUCAUUCAGAAUGGAGCAGGUCGUUGAUGAUGAUCCCUUUGACUGGGACGUCUCUCAAGUCAUCAAUUAUAUCCGCGAGUUUGAUCCUUCGACUGCCGGACCGAGCACCCCACUCGAUAAAACUGCUCUAAUCGAGAAGAUUCGCGAGAAUGAUGUCGCUGGAUGGGUAUUCUUGACAGAGUUGAGCGAGGAGCAGCUGCGAGACUCACUCGGAGUUCAUUCACUCGGUCAACGCGCGGUGAUAAGAUUUGCUGUUAGGACUCUGCGAGUGCAGUCUAAAAAAUAUCUCGAGCGUCUACAAUGGGAGGAAGAGAACAGCUUUGUUGAACCGUCUUCAGCGUUCGCUACACCAUCUCCAGCCGCUGCUGCUCCUCUCGCCAUACCAGGCAUACAUCCACUUACCCCUUCGCAGCUUUUUUCAGCGCGGAAGAGGCCAUUGUUGCUCCGAACACAGCCUGGUCUUCUUCAACCUUCCUCUCAAGGCUCACCAUCCUCUAGCAAUCUCGUAAAUGGGUCGAAGAAUUUGCCGGACGGUGUGCCACUUCAGUCAUUUCCUGCUUCUGCCGGUUCGCAUCAAGACGAGGUGUUGACGACCGAUGAUGAAAGAGAAACAAAGCGUCGCAAAACAGCUGAUGAAAAUGCCAAUGACCGUUCGACGGAGCAAACAUUGGAUGUUCCAUUGCAGGAAGCGGAGGGAUCUUCUCUUCCCACCUUUGAUGAGGACCAAGCUAUUACGAAUGAAGGCGACUUUACCGCUGACAGAUCAAAGUCUGUAAGCGUUGUACAAAUGCAUGAAGAACCUCUCUCUGCUACCGACAAAGAAUUCGUUGACGUGGAUGACUUCCCACUGCCUUCGCGGCAUGUAUCUCUCCACGAUGUUGAUAAUGAAGAGAAGUCGGAGGAGAGGUUUGCUGAAGAUGAGAUGCAGGCUUCUGGGUUAGAAAAGCCAAAAAAGCGGGUAGCUCCUAUGCUUAUUGCUACAUUUGAGGAUAGAGAAUCAUCGGUGGGGGAUGGGAAUACAAUCGCCGAUGAUCAGAGUCCGUCUGAAAUCGAGGAGUCUGUUGGUCGAACCAUUGCAGGCAACGCUGCAGGCAAUAUCGAUGGUGCCAAGCAGACUCGGAUCUCAGAAAUAACUAACCUCCCUUCAUCUUCGUUUAGGAAAGUGGUUACACGACGUCAAGGUUACCUCGGCCGUAAAGCUUUUCCGGUAAAUGAUAUCUUUUAUGGGGAUUCACGAGUUGGUCAGGUCGUUUCCCCUGAGGGACCUGAGGGCUCGGAUGACGAUGAAUGGGGUUUUGACUCUCCAGUUCCAACUCCUACAGGGCGUCAACUCUACAUACACAGCCUCAUCCGUCACUAUUUCUGCAAGUCUGAAGGACAAAUUCUCCGCUCAGGUGAUCAACACAUUACUGUUGUGAAACCUUACCCAACCAGGCUUGUUCCAAAAUCAGUAACCGACUCUUUCACCUUAUUCGAGGAAUCAGAAGGCCGAGUGGAUGCGUUACGGGAAGACUUAGCUUCUUGGCCUGAGGCCAAGGGAAUCGGGGACGAACUCGUGGCUGCGCAUUCUCGUCCUCGUCCAGGCUAUUCCAUCACUCAGCGCGAAAAGCAUUUGUCCCGCAUUCAAAGGGCGCAAAAUAUUUCUGCAAUUGCAAAAAGAAUCCAGUCUCAAGGCAUGGAAAAUGAGACGUUCAAGUUGCAAGACGAGACAGGUCAGGACUGGGAUUUUCUCACCAAAUGGAUGUCUGUGGAAAAUGACCGUGUAGAGCCGGUAUAUGGGAAUUCGGGCUCCGAAGGUGAAUAUGACUCUGACCUGUGGCGGGAAAUUCAAGAGGAAAAAGGAGAUCGCCCAAAGGAACAUCGACAAAGGAGGCUUCUAUCAGAUGAAAUGGUUUGGAAAAUCAUUGACAAUAGUGUCGAACAAUUAGUUCUGAAAUGGAAGGAGCGAAUGGCGCCAAAAUUUGAGCGAAAGGCGUGGAGCUUGUGGAGACGCGCCAGACGUGAAGGGGAAGGGACUCGUGAAACUCUCAUCGACGAAGCAAUAGGCCAUAUUCAGAGGAUCAAUGGCGGUCCUUUACCAAAGAUGAAAGCCGAAAUUGCUAAAGAGAAAUGGACUAGCAGCCUCCAACUCCGAGAACAGUGCCGCAUCAUGGAACAAACAAUUUUCAACCGGGAAGAGCUUGCAUGGAAGAUUGGUUUGUGGACUGAAAAGUCUCAGCCCGAUCGACCUGAACGCAAAGCGAUCAAAAAACGUCAGUCUGGAGCGCCACAUAACGCUACCGAAAAUGGGGUUUUACUUGAAAGUGGAAGCGACUUGAGCGACGAUGAAGAUGAUGAUGAUGAUGAUGACAGCAUGGCUGACUUUGUGGUUAAUGACGAAGAAGACGAUGGAGAUGUGGAAAACCCUGAGCCGGAUGGUGUAUUGGACGCUCAAUCUGAUAUCUCUGAGGCGAUCGCUGCUCCUUCAGAAUCAGCAAAUCCACUUCAGAAAUCGUCGAAUGACCUUUUGGUGGAGCAUGAAGUCUCUUCAAUCUCCGUCAAAGACCCUCAGCCUCAGGGCUCUCUUUCCAAAACACCGGCAGCUUCACCCAAGGCUCCAACCGCUGACCCUAAACCACUGAUCGGAAACUCUAUGCUUCGGCCAAAACGCAAAUCUGGACCAGUCACAUCUUCUCCUUCUCUCAAAGAGCACAGGCCAUCAAGCAAGGCAGUUAGUAAUAUCAUCGAUCUGACUUUCUCGGAUACCGAACCAGAAGUCCAAGCACCACGGUCUUUGUCACCGUCAAUAGCCAAAGAAUUUCGGAUGCCAAAGUUGGAGGACUCGGUAUCGGUAACCGACCUUAUUGACACAGCAUCCAACAAAAGUCAAGUGACCCACGAAUAUGAAGAUUUUGAGGCUAUCAACAGGAUUAAAUACGAGACCCUGGAGGAGAAUCAAGAUCGGAAACGACUAAUUAUCAAACUCAUCUACCGCCUCUCUCCGUCAAUGCGGCGUUGGUUACGAUCGCUUCUCUUCGAAAAAUCCGAAGAAGGGCUCCGAGAUAUGGUAUGGGAUGCCUUGGAUUCGCUUGCGAAGGAUUCUGAGAGAAUGCGUGGGUUUGAUGCGGAAACCACCAAGCCGUAUCAAACACUUGCCUGCAUUUAUUUGUGUUAUUUGACCGCAACAAAACUGAGGCCGGAAAAGACCGGCAUUAAAGUGAGCGUCAUCCGGCUUGGACGGGCAAACGUCAAGUUAUUCUUUACUUUUCGACGAUUUCUUCGAAGAGUUUUGGAGAUGUACGACGAUUCGGGUCAUUUCCCCCGAAAACCCAGCUCUCAGCGCGCAAGUCGCUCGUCUGCGCCAUUGGAGAUUCCACAUACCCCACAUAACAAAAUCGCAGAUGCUUCAAAGAGUAAAGCGGUCGAUGCUUCUAUGGAUACCCCGGAGGUUUUGCGAACGAAAAGGAAAAAAGAGGUCAAGGAGAGCGCUCAAGCAAUUGAUGCUCGUGAAAGGGACCAGCAUCGUGUUAAACUACAAAAACGACGAGAAAUGCAGAUGCAGAAGAAGCUCAAGGAGCUGGGUGUGAAGUAUCUUGACAACCCGGAUCGAAUCCCCGUAAACCCUGGAAAGCUUGCCAGCCAAGCGUUUGUUUACAUCAAUAAGCAUGUCGGCAGCUACAUCAAGAAACAUCAGAUUGAAGGCAUCCAAUUCAUGUGGCGAGAAAUUGUCACGGAUGAAAACUCUCUUCAAGGUUGUCUUCUUGCCCAUACGAUGGGACUGGGCAAGACGAUGCAAGUGAUCACGCUUCUUCUCUCCAUCACAGAGGCGUCCCAUAGUUCGGACCCCAGGAUCUAUCGCCAAAUCCCCGAGAGCUUGAAGAAUCCACGGAUUUUGAUCCUUUGUCCGCCAAGUUUGAUUGAAAACUGGUGGGAUGAAAUACUCAUGUGGACACCGAGAUCUUUGCGUGAUAUGUUUGGCGCGCCCCACAAAGUUGACACGCAACUAUCACCAUCUCUUCGGAUCAAGGAGAUUUCGAAAUGGUACCGCAAUAAGGGCGUGCUUUUGAUGAGUUACGAAAUGUUUCGGAUCUUUGUUCAUAACAAAGCAAGAAAAGGUUUGGAAAGGCCACUGAGCGAAGACCAGCAUCGCACAGUCAUGGAGCAUUUGCUAGAAGGGCCGAACAUUAUCGUUGCAGAUGAAGCCCAUCGGCUGAAAAAUCCCAAGGCGGCCAUCUCCAAAGCCGCUACUGGGUUCAAAUCGAAAAGUCGUAUUGCACUGACAGGCUCUCCACUUGCAAACAGCCUGGAGGAAUAUUUUGCAAUGAUUGACUGGAUUGCGCCAGGAUACCUUGGAAAUGAAGUGGAGUUUCGGGCAAAUUAUGUGGAGCCAAUCAGAGAUGGACUUUAUUCUGACAGUACUCGUCCAGAGCAGAGAUUGAGCCUGAAACGGCUCCGCGCACUGGAGAGGAGCUUAGCACCCAAAAUGCACCGCGCUGGUCUAAAUGUCCUUGAAGGCGAUUUACCACCAAAAACAGAAUUUCUCAUGAAGAUUUCCUUGACCGACCUUCAGACUGAAGCUUACAAGCUGUUUGUUCAAUCGCUGCUAUCAAAUGAGAGCGACAGAAUUGCCGAUACUCGUGUUUGGGGAUGGCUGCGGACAUUGUCCGUAUUGUGCAAUCAUCCAAAAUCUUUUCGCGAUAAGCUCAUAUCAAAGACAGGAAGCAAAAAGUCGAACAAUAGGAUUGAUGAGAUUACUGACAAGGAUGAUGAUAUUGUUGAUGAAGAUUUAGAGCAGGACACAACUGUCGUGGAACAAGGGAUUCCUGUCACCUGCAUUGAUAGAGAAAUGCAACUCCUGGCCAACGCAGACCCUCCACUCGCCGAGACCAUACAUUCUUACAAGAUGUGUCUCAUCAACAAGAUAAUUGAUUUGUCAAAGGCAGCGUCGGAUAAAGUCCUUGUUUUUUCGCAGAAUAUUCCGACUUUGAAUUAUCUCGAGCUGAUGUUGAGCAGCGAGGGAAGAAAAUACUGCCGCUUGGACGGCAGCACAACAAUGGCUGCACGGCAGGCUGCAACUAAAACCUUCAACUCGAAUCAAGGCUCAUAUGACAUUUAUCUCAUCUCAACUUUGGCAGGAGGGAUAGGUUUGAACCUCUUUGGGGCUAAUCGGGUCAUUCUCGUGGACUUCUCAUUCAAUCCACAGCAUGAGGAGCAAGCAGUUGGCCGCGCUUAUCGGAUGGGCCAAACUAAACCAGUAUUUGUCUACCGACUCAUUAUGGGCGGAACAUAUGAGGACGUUGUGCACAACAAGGCUGUCUUCAAGCUUCAGCUUGCAUCGAGAGUUGUGGAUCGGAAAAAUCCGAUGCGACAAGCCGUCAAGAAGGCCCGGGAUUAUCUCUUUGAACCUUUUGAAGUCGAGAAGAAGGAUCUCUCCGAAUUCAAGGGAAAGGAUCCCAAGGUGCUCGAUAAGAUAUUAGCUUCCGAAGAUCCAAUGUUGCAGCGAGCUAUUCGCUCCAUUGAGCUCGACGAAACCUUCCAUCGAGAAGAUGCCGAGCAGCUCACGGCAGAAGAAGAAAAGGAAGUUGAUCAAAUCACCAAAGACGAGCAACUAAGACGGACUGAUCCCGAAGGGUACCAGCGGAUGUUGCUGGCGCGUCAAAGGGCUGAAUUAGCUGCACGCGCUCCUCCUCAACCCACUCCCGAUUUGAGAAGUGGAUUGUACUCUGCUCUGCCAUUUCUCGAUCGUGUCAAGGAACGAUUUGGCGGUUUUUUCCCUCCCGCAUUUCCUUCUUCUCAGCCUUUUGCCGCACCUUCUGCGUUUGCUCCUCCGCCUAGUACGGCCCCGCCGGCUCAUAUCCCUUUUCCUUCUUCACAGCCAUCGUCUGCGCUGAAUACGCCGCCCUCAUUUCAGUCACCGGGCACAGGUAGCUCAUCUGGAGCGGGUGUUGGUUCUGGUCCUGAUGCUGCUUCCACUCCUACGACUACCAACGGCAAUAAUAAUACCAAUGGCAAUCCCAGUGGGAAUAACAUCUUGUAUCCCAUUCUCGGCGCAAAUACGCGCAUGCUCGAAGGCAAUGGAGAAGGUGGAGACAAUUCGUCUCGCUCUCCUGACCGCGCGAGUUCUCCUUCUCGUUCAACCGGUCCUUAGUCUAGCGGUUGUCUCCCCUCUGGUUAUUUUCUUUUUCUCUUUGAAGUCAAUGUUUCCUCCCUCGUCUGUGAGCAAUUCUAGCACGGCUUACGACAAUUUUUCUUCUUUUUUUCCGAUCCAUCUCAUUUUCUCGCUCUUCUCUCAUAUCCUAAUGGACAUGGUCCAUCCAUCUCUGUUACUUUCCAUGAUCGUAGAUAUCAAAGCAGCGUGCCUUUUCUCAGCGCCUUUUCUCAGCGCCUUUUCUCAGCGCAUUUCUCAAUCUCAUGACAUUAUGACUCUCAUUCAUGGUCACCCAUGUUAUCAUGUUUUCGGAAC
This is a messenger RNA of Xylona heveae TC161, 6804 nucleotides long. RefSeq lists its product as hypothetical. The record is from RefSeq and is a predicted model, not a curated record. Gene Ontology annotation, molecular function: ATP hydrolysis activity; ATP-dependent chromatin remodeler activity; ATP binding. Gene Ontology annotation, cellular component: nucleus. The coding region runs from base 373 to 6489 and encodes 2038 amino acids. The transcript is spliced from 3 exons. Lineage: Eukaryota; Fungi; Ascomycota; Xylonomycetes; Xylonales; Xylonaceae.